Colletes gigas is the source of this 1426-nucleotide messenger RNA. It is a transcript of the gene TfIIFbeta, whose product is annotated as general transcription factor IIF subunit 2. Gene Ontology annotation, cellular component: transcription factor TFIIF complex. NCBI's taxonomy places the organism in Eukaryota, Metazoa, Arthropoda, Insecta, Hymenoptera, Colletidae. Bases 367 to 1254 code for a protein of 295 amino acids. The transcript has 5 exons. Gene Ontology annotation, biological process: transcription by RNA polymerase II; transcription initiation at RNA polymerase II promoter. The record is from RefSeq and is a predicted model, not a curated record.
AACUUCCUUGGCGUCUAACGGAGUGGUGGUUCUGCUGUGACUGUGACUGUGAGACUGUGACAACAGACAGUUCUCAAAUCAGUGCAUACAAAUGCAUGAGGUGUAACUAUCGUAACUUGCACGAUAAGCAUACGACGCGAGUAAAGAAAUGAUCAAAAAUACUUAUUUGUCCCAAUAAUAACCGAAUAAUUAUUUAUAUUGCAUGGUCUCAAGCCAGAGUGAUUAAAAUUUGUUAUUCUACAUUCCUCGAAAGUAUUUUUAUAAAAUAUAAAUAUAUCGAACGUUACAAGCGAUACAUACAGUCUCACUCGUUUCACAAUACGGUUCCCAGCUUCUUAGAUAAUUAUUUUCCAACAAAAAGAAAUCAUGUCCGCGAGUACUUCUCACACAGAAAAAGAAUUAGAUUUAAGUAAUGCUGGCAGAGGUGUGUGGCUAGUCAAAGUGCCUAAAUACAUUGCGAACAAAUGGGAGAAAGCACCCGGCAAUAUUGAAGUUGGGAAAUUAAAGAUAACCAAAAACCCUGGCCAGAAAGCUGAGGUAUCUCUUAAAUUAUCAGAGGCUGUCUUGGCUUUAAAGGAGCCAGGAGAAGAAGAGAUUCCUAAGCAACAUAGAUUAGACGUUACGACAGUAACGAAACAAAUGUUAGGUGUAUUCUCUCAUGUUAUGCGUAAGUUUCCAACAGAUAUUUCUCGAACGAUUUACUCGAAAAUAUAUUUCGUAAGUGUAUAUUCUUUUCUAGCAUCAAAUAAUUCUGAUUCUAUUGUUCCUGAAACUGAAAAGCUUUACAUGGAAGGAAGAAUUGUACAAAAAUUAGAAUGUCGACCAUACGCGGACAAUUGUUAUAUGAAAUUGAAAUUACAAAGCAUUAAGAGGGCUUCUGUACCACAAAGACAGGUUCAGCAAUUAGACAGGGUGGUUCAAAAUUUCAAGCCUGUUUCUGACCAUAAACAUAACAUUGAAUAUGCAGAAAAGAAGAAGGCAGAGGGCAAAAAGAUGCGAGAUGACAAGGAUGCAGUAUUGGAUAUGUUGUUUGCAGCAUUUGAGAAACAUCAGUAUUAUAAUAUUAAGGAUCUUGUCAAAAUUACAAGGCAACCAAUUGUAUAUUUAAAGGAAAUAUUGAAUGAAGUUUGUAACUAUAAUCUGAAAAAUCCUCAUAGAAAUAUGUGGGAGUUGAAGCCAGAGUAUAGACAUUACAAGGAAGAGGAAAAGCCUGAAAAUGCUCAGAAAAAAUCUGAUGAUUUGGAUGAUGAUUAAUCGAUGAGAUUUGUAUAUACAUUUAUUUUUAUUCUGUUCGUUCAAUUGAAAUAUAGUUAGAAAUAGAAUAUUUUAUAUAAUCUGAAACUCGAGGCUGUGCGGAAUUUACAUGAUUCUGUAAAAAUUUUUAAAAUUUUCUACAUUUACAAUAAUUUCGUUACGUUCUGUUAAU